Gaeumannomyces tritici R3-111a-1 is the source of this 339-nucleotide messenger RNA. RefSeq lists its product as hypothetical. The transcript has 2 exons. NCBI's taxonomy places the organism in Eukaryota, Fungi, Ascomycota, Sordariomycetes, Magnaporthales, Magnaporthaceae. The coding region runs from base 1 to 339 and encodes 112 amino acids. The record is from RefSeq and is a predicted model, not a curated record.
AUGGCCAAAGCCCUCCAAGAGGCGCGCACUAGCGAGCCAAAGAUCCUUCGGUACCAAAUGUUCGGACCGGCCUUGGAUCUCAGGCGAGGGGUGCCCCCUAUGCAGGUGCGAGGUGGGGAGGCGUCGAUCGCCGAUUCAGCAAUAAGGCACGACAGCUUACUGUACCCAAGUAUUAUACCCAAGGGGCUGCCCACCACCGGACGGCACGGUCGACCUAGUGCUGGUGAUGCGCGUGAGCAGGCGGAGACGAUGCGAAGAAGCAGAUGGAGAUUACACAGCAGGUUGACAACGGCUCGACAGCAGGACGGCAAGGGCCGGCAGACGGCCAGGAAGUGCUGA